Chenopodium quinoa (quinoa) is the source of this 934-nucleotide messenger RNA. RefSeq names its product pollen-specific leucine-rich repeat extensin-like protein 1. Gene Ontology annotation, molecular function: zinc ion binding; nucleic acid binding. Lineage: Eukaryota; Viridiplantae; Streptophyta; Magnoliopsida; Caryophyllales; Amaranthaceae. The transcript has 2 exons. The record is from RefSeq and is a predicted model, not a curated record. Bases 84 to 764 code for a protein of 226 amino acids.
UUGUGGAUCUGCAAGAGAGAAAAUGCACUUGUUAUAGAUGGGAGUUGACAGGAAUACCUUGUGUCCAUGCAUUUGCUUGCAUAAUGGACAAAAGGGAUGAUCCUGAGUUGUAUGUGCACCCACAUUACUAUAGGGUGACAUACUUGGCUGCAUAUGAGAACCCAAUACAGCCAAUGCCUGACCCUAAGAAUUGGGAAAAGGUCAAGCUCAGACAGCCUUUGCCACCUAUGCUGAAAGUGCAGCCAGGAAGACCUAAGGCAAAUAAGAGAAAGCUUGAACCAGGGGAGGGCACUUCUGCAGCACCUGAGGGCAAGAAGCCAAAGGUGAUGAAACAAUGUAAGAACUGUGGUGGGUUUGGCCACUUUGCCAAAACAUGCAAGGCUGAAGCAGCACCAGAACAGCCUAACCCACCUGCAACAAAUCCAAAGGGUGGGAGGCCACAGAUGCAGACUCCUUGGCUUAAGGAACAGAGAAAGAAAAGUGAAGAGAAAGCAGCAAGACAGGCUGCACUGAAGUUGCCACAAUAUCAUCCUCCAACAACAGCACAGGCUGGGUCAAGUAAUGCUGCACCUGCAACUGCUGUGUCAAGCCAGCCUGCAACAAGAACAGAGCCUUUGCCAACUCAGCCUGUUACCAGGAGCAACAGGAGCCUGAGUCAGCCCACAAGAGUGCCAACAACUACUCCUCCCAAAGUCAAAAUACAGACCAGGUCCAAGCUUCAUGUAAUGACAAGCAAGAAGGACAAGGAUCUCAAUCAACUGUGACCCUAGGUCUACUCAUUAGUAUUUUGUAAUAGAACAAUGAUAGUUGAACAAUGAUUUUGCACAAAGGUGCCUUAACUUUUGUCUCAGCCAAUGUAAAACAAUUUCAAACAUUGUGUUGCAAGUACUAAUACGAAUUGUGAUAUGUUUCUACCAAAAAGUUCCAUUUCUCA